UGAAGACACUCUACUGCUGGGCACACACCCCCCUUCCCUCCACAGCUAUACGCCUGAUAUUACCGUCACUUGCUAAUAAACCAUGUCCCACUACUUCCCUUCGCCACCCACAUCGCCCACUGAGCGAAAACGAAAACGAUCCGUCAGCCCUUCCCCUCAUCAUCAUCACAACAACAACAACAACAACAAUAACGACGAACAGCAACUACCACGAAACAAUAAACAAGUCAAGCUCGACCCAACUCUCCUUGAACGCUACCUGACAACCGGUGGAUCACCCAACAUCCGUGACGCCCAACGCGGGUUCAGUCUUUUGUGCUGGGCCUGCUACAGCAAAUCAGAAUCCGCACUCAGACUCCUCUUGCGCCAAGAAGAUUUGGAUCCAAAUACGACCCAUGGACCGGACCGAUCGACAGCGCUGCACAUUGCUGCCUCUGUCGGAUUUUCAAAUGGCAUUCAACAACUACUCCACCGACCAAAACGAAAUAUCAACAUUCAUGCUCUCGACCAACAGGGUCAAACACCUCUCCAUCGCGCCGUCACUGCCAACCAACCUGCCUGUGUACAGAUAUUGCUACAAGCGGGUGCUCGUGUGGAUCAACGCAACGUCAUGGAAGAAUGUGUUGUUGGCGGCUGUGCAAGUAUCCUGAGCGAGUUGUUGGCCAAGGUGAAUAAGAAGAAAGAAGAAGAGCGACAACGACACCAAGGACAAGUAGAAGGAAAAGGAGAGAAAAGGAAACAGCAAAACAACAACAACAACAAACAAAAGAACAAAAACCUGAUACCGCUGGCCGUGUUCUGGAACAGAAUUGAAUGUUUGGAAUUGCUACUCGGGGCCGGCUUUAACUCUAACGACGACGACGACGACGACGAGAGAAACGACGAUGUGGGAACACAGCAACAGCAACAACAAAAUAAACAAGUGACGGAAACCAUAACAACAACAACAACAACCGAUCCGACAAUCAAUAAUGACAGUCCACUCUAUCGGGCCGUACAGCAGCGUAAACUCGAUAUGGUCCGAUGUCUGAUACGACAUGCAAACGCCAGCCCUUGUCUUCCGAAUGGCAACAACCCGUCUCUCCUCUAUGCCGCAAGCCACGGUUUCUUGGACAUGAUCCCGCUCCUGUUGACCCACGACACUUCAUCCGACUGUAUCCGACAGGCGGUGCUCUUGGCAGAGCCGCUUGGGCUGUCGGACGCAGUAGCGCACAUCAUACGACAACAACAAGUUCGGCAACGACAAAAUGGGAUAUAUUGACUUGUCGGCGUCAUCGGCGGCAGCAGCGGCAGCAAGAGCAGCCUAUGUUUCCAGAAAAACGUUUUCUUUUUUUCUUUUCGGAUCACAACUGGAAUGCCCAAUUUUGGACAAGGCGAUGCGCCACACACAUAGUAAAUUCGUCGGCAGAUUGCCGAGAAAGAAAAAGAGAAGGACAA
Messenger RNA from Zychaea mexicana, 1437 nucleotides. Its product is annotated as ankyrin repeat-containing domain protein. The transcript has 3 exons. The record is from RefSeq and is a predicted model, not a curated record. Gene Ontology annotation, molecular function: protein binding. Bases 83 to 1261 code for a protein of 392 amino acids. Lineage: Eukaryota; Fungi; Mucoromycota; Mucoromycetes; Mucorales; Lichtheimiaceae.